GAUUGCCUAGAUAAGUUCGUGUGGAAGCGUAUCGGUAAUUAGUUUGAUUUCUCCAGAAUACAAUUAUGGCUCCGACACCGCAGGAAUCGAUACCUCCAAAUCCUGAAGUGACGACCCUAGAUGGUGAAACAGUAGUCAUAUCAGGAAUAUCAGGCAUCUAUCCGCAAAGCCAUAACGUCAAGGAACUGUCUGAGGUUUUGUAUGGGAAGGUGGAUCCUGUGGCCUCAAGCAAACUCCGAUGGACUUUCAACCACCCGGAAGUUCCGCCAUAUGUCGGCACAGCCCCUAAUCAGGGUCGUUACGAUGCACAAUUCUUCAAUACGCAUUUUCGACUCGCUGACAAUAUGGACCCUAUGAGUCGUAAAAUCAUCGAACAUACCUAUCAGGCAAUAUAUGAUGCUGGGUUAAAUGUGGAAUACUUUUCUGGUAAGAAUAUUGGAGUCUACGUCGGCUCUAGUUUUUCAGAAUCUGAUAAAGCCGCUUUUUAUGACAACAGUACGAUUAUUGGCUAUGGACUCUUAGGGAAUAGCAAAAGUAUGCAUGCAAACCGUGUUUCAUACUGGCUCAAUGGUCAAGGACCGUCUAUGACAAUCGACCAAGCAUGUACCAGUACAUUAGCUGCGCUAGAGCAGGCUUUCUUAGCAAUACGCCGUGGAGAUUGUGAUGCAGCGGUUGUGGGGGGUGCUGACAUAUGUUUGCAUCCUCAAACUUUGUUGCACUACGGAAGAAUCUGCAUGUUAUCUAAGGACGGUCAAACCAGAUCUUUCGACGAAAAUGCUCACGGUCUCGUCAGAUCUGAGGCGAUCGGUGUUAUCCUUUUGCAAAAAGCAAAACAUGCUCUCAGAAUCUAUGCAGAGGUGUCGCAUGUUAAAACCGAAUUCAACCCCCUUUUAACGGACAACGAAGCUAGCAAAAAUCUAUUCGCUCGUGAUCCAGAGAAAUUUGCUAAUUUUCUGCGUAAAUUCUACAACGAGACGAAAAUUUCUCCUGGACAAGUAGAAUACGUUGAAGCAUUUGGCUCUGCUGAAUCACGAUCUGACAAAGCGGAGUUAGAAGCAAUCGAGAAAGUGUUUUGCAAUGACAGAACAAUUCCCCUGCACGUGGGAAGCGUUAUGUCCAACAUCGGAUAUUGUGGGGCAGCUUCUGGACUGUGUGCACUGACCAAAGUGUUGCUGGCGUAUCAAAAAGGAGUAGUGGCAGCAAACCUCCAUUGUACGAACCCUCGAGGUGAUGUGGCAGCUCUGAAUGAUGGGCGUAUGAACAUUGUCACUGAACAUCAACCCAUACAACAUUCUUACACUGCUGUAAAUGGACUCUCUCUCACUGGCAUCAAUGCUCACGUGUUACUGCAAGGUCAUUAUAAGCCUAAGGACGUUAAUCGAUACAAGUCUAACAUACCACGUUUAGUGACAAUUUCUGGAAGAGAAGAGACAGCUGUUCAGGUGGUGAUCGACAAUUUAAAAUCGCGACUAAUAGAUCCUGAAGAACUGGCAUUAUUGCAUAAUAUUCAUGAAAAGAAAAUCUUUGGACAUAUGGGGAGAGGUUUUGUUAUUCUCGGUGAAAAUGAAAAUCAAGAGACUAUUAGUUUGGCUGAACGUGUACAGUACUACGAUGACGUGAAGCGUCCUUUGUGGUACGUGUAUAGCGGUAUGGGCUCGCAGUGGGCCGGCAUGGGCGCACAACUUAUGUCCAUACCUGUGUUCGCUGCUGCUAUUGAAAGAUUGCAUAAAGUAUUGGAACCAAAGGGGUUGGAUCUAAUCUAUAUAAUAACAUCCACCGAUAAGAAAAUAUUCGACAAUAUUCUCCACUCGUUUGUGGGGAUUGCAGCUAUACAAAUAGGACUCACUGACAUCCUUCGGGAAAUGGGACUGGUGCCUGAUAAAAUAAUUGGACAUAGUGUCGGUGAGCUCGGAUGCGGGUACGCAGACGGGGGCCUCACAGCCGAAGAAAUGAUCUUAUGUGCGUACAGUCGCGGACUUGUGUCAGUGGAAACACCUCUUAUUCGAGGAUCUAUGGCAGCCGUUGGCGUUGGAUACAAUGAGAUAAUAAAGCUAUGUCCUCCAGAGAUCGAUGUGGCAUGCCACAAUGGUCCGGACUCCAGCACCAUCUCGGGGCCAGAGAAAGAGAUGCAAGAGUUCGUCACUAAGUUGAUUUCACAGGAUAUUUUUGCCAAAAAAGUGAACAGCUCUAACAUCGCCUUUCAUUCACGCUACAUUGCCGAAGCAGGACCUAAACUUCAUGAGUACCUGAGCAAAGUGAUUAAGGACCCGAAGCCCCGUUCCGAGCGAUGGCUUUCCACUUCCAUUCCAGUAACGAAAUGGACUGAAGAAAAUGCUAAAUACUGCUCACCUUGGUAUCAUACAAAUAAUUUGUUGAACCCUGUGCUUUUCGAAGAGAUUAUGCAGCUUGUGCCUGAAGACGCAGUUACUAUAGAAAUAGCACCCCAUGGGUUACUUCAAGCUAUCCUGAAACGCUCACUGUCAUCUAACUGUCGUCACAUAUCCCUCGCUAAACAUGGACAUCAUAACAAUACGCUCUUUAUGUUAGAAGCCAUCGGAAAAAUAUACACAGAGGGUUUCAAUCCAAAAGUGAAAAUCCUCUAUCCUAAAGUAGAUUUUCCUGUAUCUACUGGUACACCAAUGCUGUCGCAUCUAGUAAAAUGGGUUCAUACACAGCAAUGGAAACUGUCUAAGUAUGCAUCUGCUGAGAACAGAACAACAGCUACCUGGAAACCGAUUAUAUCCAUUCAUGACAACGAGUAUGCAUACCUGAAAGGAAAUGUUGUGAGAGGAAAAACAUUAUACCCAUUUGCGGCCACAUUGGUUGCUGUUUGGGAUGCGUUAGCAAUGGCAUCGGGUAUUCCUAGGAAGCAGAUAUCAGUACAGUUUCGUGACGUCCAUCUUUACACACAGCCUUGCUUAUUAGACAUGCGACAACUAAGACUCAAUGUGGAUAUUUUGAGAAGUACUGGACGAUUUGAGGUCAUGAAUGAAGGAUCCAGAGUUGCUGCUGGUUUUAUAUACAAGAUGUCUAAGGAAAGUAGAAUACAACUUAAAGCGACUGAAACAAUUGAGGAUAAUAUGGAUUAUGUUGCUGAAGAUAUUUAUAAGUUGCUAAAUGAACGAGACUACGCGUAUAGAGACGAAUUUCGUAGCAUCCACAACGCAAAUUCAUCUUUCACGAAAGCGCAAGUGAUUUGGAGGGAUAACUGGGUAACUUUUAUUGACAGCAUGUUACAACUGAAUGUUCUGUGUCAUGGAGCUGUCUCACAGCCAAGUCACAUUAAAAACAUUGUUAUUGAUGUUGAAACACAUGCAAAAACGAAGCUGCAAGCAAUAAAUGGAAAGAAUGUAAUGUCAGCUGAAUGUUUUACGACUCUGAAUAGAACUGGAUGUGGUGGAGUACUGAUCGAAAAAGUAAAAUUUUGUGAUUUACCUCCACUUGUUGAAAACCAUAAACUACUGCCUUCCAAUGUAACUGAUUUGCAAAGCAAUAUAAACGAUGGUAAUUGUGAUGGUAAAUACUUUAAGGUAGAAGAACAUAAAUUGUUAAAGUCAUGUGUAGCACUACAAAGCGCAGGCUUGGGUGAUCUUAAUUCGCUACAUUGGGUCGAAACACCUGAGUUAGAAGAACAAGGCAAUUCAGUAACGGUUCGUUACGCUGGGAUAAAUGAUAAUGACGUCAAAAAAGCUGCAGGGAUAAUUCCCAGUAAGGGAAAUGACAACGGAUUUGGAAUGGAUUUCAGUGGUACUAACAACAGUAGUGAAGCUGUUAUGGGCCUGGUGCGCAGUGGAGCGGUGUGUACGCAGGUAUCACCUGAUCUGCUAUGGCCGGUGCCGGCACACUGGACACUAGAAGACGCAGCCACCGUGCCGCUGGCGUACGCGCUUGCCUUCUAUUGCUUCGGCAUUAAGAGUCAACUAUACCCUGGAAUGAAGGUUCUGAUACACGGCGGUACGGGAGCUUUAGGUCAAGCGGCCAUUUCAAUCGCACUGUACCAUCAGUGUGAAGUGUUUACCACGGUUAGCAGCAUCAGAAAGAAACAAUUUUUAAUGAAGCUCUUCCCUGAUCUAAAUGAAGACCACAUAGGCAACUCUCGUGACAAAACUUUCGCCAACAUGGUGCUGCAACUUACUAAUGGGGAAGGUUGUGACAUUAUCAUAAGCUGUGUCAAAGGUGGCUUGAAGAAUUCAACUUUGACGUGUGCAUCCUUCUGUGGGAUCACAUUCGACGUAACACAAGUCCGGACAGAAGACGACUACAGUUAUGGCAUGUUCUAUAUGACGAAACAACGAUCUUACAUGCUUGUCGAUAUGUUAAUGAUUUUUGACUCCGACGAAUAUAAGAAAAUGCUACAAUUAAUGAUCAGUGAAGGCAUAGCGCGAGGUUACGUGCGGCCACUGUCGCGGGUGGUUUAUGCUGCGCAGGCGGCGUCGCAAGCUUUCAAAUUACAGCUGGCCAGUCAGCACCGCGGUCGUGUACUGCUGAGGCUAUGUGACUCUAUCAUUCCGGCUCAGCCAAGGUUCAUAUCGCCUAGUUUAAACCAUUGUCCGCUUGUGCCUGCAGCUAGAAUGUUAUCGAUGUCGCCAGCAACCGAGGAUCAGAUGCCAUUGUUACAAAAACUUUGUAGCAUUGCAGAUAUCAAAGUAUCUGGUGAAUUACCUGAAAGUGUAACUUUAAUGGAGCUGGGAUUGAAUGACUCUAAACUACAGAUGAUAGCUUCAUAUUUAUUAAGCAAGCACAACAUAUCUCUAACUGUGGAAGAAAUACCACAUUUAACUGUAAGAAAAAUUAAAAACUUUGAGGAAAGCACAACAGAACCUGUUUUAAAAGAAAAGAAGGGCUUGGAUAACUUCUUUUCGUACAUUGAUUCUGACGAAUUACUUGCAACUACAGACACGGUAUGCCUCCCAACACUCGUCAAAGAAGCGACAUUGAGACCCGGUGAGAUUGAUCUAAAACGUAAACACUUGUACAUGGUACCGGGGAUAGAGGGUCACCACGGUCGACUAAGGGUCAUGUGUGAUCGGCUGAUGUUGCCUGCCACAGUACUUCAACCAGGACUCGAGUACCUUCAUGAGACUAUACCAGAAACCGCUCAUAGAUACGUCAAGACACUUAAGAAGUAUGGCAUUAACGAUGGAUUUUAUCUUUUGGGCUAUGAGACCGGCAUUCUGACUGUGCUAGAAAUUGCUUCUAUUUUAGAAGAUGAAGGUCUUACAGGAACAAUAUUCUGCGUGGGUCAUACGCCAAAGGAACUAAGCCUAUUUUUCGACCAAACACUAAGCGGAUUAGAAGAAGACGAAGCAUUACAAGAUGCUGUGAUAAAACAUAUGUGCAAAAUGAUGACUGGUGACGAUAUGACGAAUCUAUAUUUAAAUAAUGCUGUAGAUGAAUCGCCGUCAUGGGCAGAAAAGGUAGAUCUUUGCAUUCGAAGCUUAACGGGCCGGAUUUCAUAUUCUACUGAAUACGCACGUUUGCUGAUUGAAGCAGUUUACGAGAGAAUCCGUCAAGCACGCAAAUACGUGGCUCAACCUCGUCGAUUGAUGUCCAAGAUAGUAUUCCUUCGUGCGUUGUCAAUAAAUGAACGGGUAAAUGACUUACAGCAGUUCUCUCAACAUCUCAUAACUCAGGUUGACUUACGAGGACCACUGGCACAAGCUACAGCUGAUCCACGGUGUGCUGCCAUCAUCAACAACCAUCUUAGUGCAGACGUCCUGGAAGCAUUUGAAAGCAGUAACCUCUGUGAAAACUAUUUAGUGAACUUCGAAAUUCACAUGGGUAACUAUAGUGAUGAAGAGUAAAUUUACUCCGACAUUUAUGUCUUUAUAGCACCUACAUCAUGAGGCUACGGCGACUGCUUCAACUCCGGCGUUCAUUGGGAAAUCUUGUUGGGAAAGAUCCUUGCACAUUGCAUGUGAACACAACAUUUAAAUAAGCAUUAUACAAUCUACAUACAGUAGUAAUAUAGUGAAUG
This is a messenger RNA of Pectinophora gossypiella (pink bollworm), 5977 nucleotides long. RefSeq names its product fatty acid synthase-like. Gene Ontology annotation, molecular function: 3-oxoacyl-[acyl-carrier-protein] synthase activity; fatty acid synthase activity; oxidoreductase activity. Gene Ontology annotation, biological process: fatty acid biosynthetic process. The transcript is spliced from 35 exons. NCBI's taxonomy places the organism in Eukaryota, Metazoa, Arthropoda, Insecta, Lepidoptera, Gelechiidae. The coding region runs from base 66 to 5804 and encodes 1912 amino acids. The record is from RefSeq and is a predicted model, not a curated record.